Sturnus vulgaris (Common starling) is the source of this 774-nucleotide messenger RNA. RefSeq names its product trafficking regulator and scaffold protein tamalin (gene TAMALIN). NCBI's taxonomy places the organism in Eukaryota, Metazoa, Chordata, Aves, Passeriformes, Sturnidae. Gene Ontology annotation, molecular function: protein binding. Gene Ontology annotation, cellular component: plasma membrane. Gene Ontology annotation, biological process: signal transduction. The record is from RefSeq and is a predicted model, not a curated record.
AUGACCCUGCGGCGGCGGAGGCGGCGGCGGCUCCGGCCGAAGGAGGAUGCGGCACCGGCGGUGGCCCCGGAGAGCCCCGGCCCCGCCGAGCUCUACCGAGCGCUGGCGGCGGCCGGCGGGACCCUGCCCCGCGUGCGCAAGGACACAGGGUUCAAGUGGGGAUCCCCGAGCCAGUCCCCAGAGGAGCACAGGAGGGUGGUGAUGCUGGAGAAGAAGGCAGAGGAGUCUUUCGGCUUCGAGAUCCAGACCUACGGGCUGCACCACCAGGACAGGAACAGCGUGGAGAUGUUCACCUUCGUGUGCCGAGUGCACGACGGGAGCCCGGCCGAGGCCGCGGGGCUCAAGGCUGGGGACACCAUCACAGGAGUGAAUGGGCUCAAUGUGGAGGGCAUCCGGCACCGGGAGAUCGUGGAGAUCAUCAAGAGCUCAGGGAAUGUGCUCCGGCUCGACACGCUCUAUGGGACGUCCAUCCGCAGGGCCGAGCUGGAGGCCCGGCUGCAGUACCUGAAGCAAACCCUCUAUGAGAAGUGGGGAGAGUUUCGCUCGCUGAUGGUGCAGGAGCAGCGGUUGGUGCGGGGUGUGGUGGCCAAGGACCCCAGCAUCUAUGACACUCUGGAGUCCAUCCGCUGGUGCCUGCAGGGGGAGGGACUGCCGGGGGGCUCCUCCCGUGCCAGCGGCAGCGAUGACUCCCUGUACCAGACCUGCGUCUUCGCCUCUUCCAGCUCCUUGGAUGGGGACAAGGAUGGGGACAAGGACAAGGAUGAGGACAGCGGG